Molecule: messenger RNA, 1485 nt
Organism: Ylistrum balloti
Lineage: Eukaryota; Metazoa; Mollusca; Bivalvia; Pectinida; Pectinidae
Product: RNA-binding protein 7-like
Exons: 3
Coding region: 8-655 (215 amino acids)
Biological process (GO): regulation of alternative mRNA splicing, via spliceosome
Cellular component (GO): nucleus
Molecular function (GO): single-stranded RNA binding
Source: RefSeq, a predicted model, not a curated record
CAUCAAAAUGGACGAAAAAGACCGAACAGUAUGGGUUGGAAACCUGUCUGAAAAAGUUACUGAGUCCCUUUUGUACGAACUGUUUUUACAGGCUGGUCCUUUGGAAAAAGUCAAAUUAGCUUUAGACAAGGAUGGAAGAACAAGACGAUAUGCUUUUGUUACAUUCAAACAUGAAUGUUCUGUUCCCUACACCAUAGAACUGAUGAAUGGCAUUGAGCUUUUCGGCAAUAACCUACGUCUACAAACGAGAACAGGGUCCUCGAGUAGUGCGACUUAUGAUGGAGGAAGUGCUGCUCAGUCUGCUCCCUAUAACAGUCAAAUGUCGGGUGGAAACUCGAACGAUAAGAGACCGCCUGUUAACCAACAGUCACCACAUAAUCUACAGAGAUCUUCAACUUGGCAUGGUAACACACAGCAAAGUGGACGGAGUCCAGAUAUAAACUUUAGAAACUUACCUAACAUGCAGCCACAGCCUAUGGUGGCAGCAGUGUCAUUUCAGCAGCGUAGAGAACGAGUUCUACAGCAACAUAACCUACAGGUGGAGAUUCACCGUCAACAGGUCAUACAAAGGAUAGCUACACAACCAAUACCACACUCCAAUCCCUACGGCCGGUCAAGUCGGCCCUGGCAACAAGCUCCAUACAGACGAUACUGAUUCACUCAUGCAUACCCUCAAAUCAGGCCCUGGUAACAAGCUCCAUACAGGCAAUACUGAUUCACUCAUGCAUACCCUCAAAUCAGGCCCUGGUAACAAGCUCCAUACAGGCGAUACUGAUUCACUCAUGCAAACCCUCAAAUCAGGCCUUGGCAACUAGCUCUGUACAAACAAUACUGAUUCACUCCUGCAAACCCUCAAAUCAGGCCUUGGUAACAAGCUCUGUACAGACAAUACUGAUUCACUCCUACAUAACCUCAAAUCAGGCCUUGGUAACAAGCUCUGUACAGCCGAUACUGAUUCACUCCUACAUACCCUCUAAUCAGGCCUUGGUAACAAGCUCUGUACAGACUGCUUAAUACACACAAUUGCCUAUGGCUGCUCAAAUACAUUUUGUGUAAAAAAAAUCCAGUUAUAUUAUUCAUCGUGAGUCAGAGAUUUUUGUAAAACAGUUGAGACUUAAGAAAUUCAGUUACACAAAUAUACUUUGAUUUUACUUUGUUUAACAAAUUUAAUCAUGUACAAUGCAUCAGUUUAUUUUAGUACUGUUUUAAACAUGUUAAAUGUAUUGAUUUUAGCUUUGAAUAAUAAAGGGUAGAAGAUAUAUUGCAGUUAUGUCCCCUUAAUCAAUAAAUACAUGUAUAUAUAUUCAGAACAAGUCUGAGUUCCCUCCAUCUCCUCCAGACUUUCAGAAAUUUUGACAAACUAAUGUCUACAGACAAUGUCCAUCUACUUCUUAAAUCUUGUUUUUUGGAGCAGUGGGGUUAUCUCUAAGCUUGAUAUGAAAAAAAUAUAUUCAAAUGAAGAUAAAAAAAUGUUGUUAAUGAGAA